Camelina sativa (false flax) is the source of this 1340-nucleotide messenger RNA. The record is from RefSeq and is a predicted model, not a curated record. NCBI's taxonomy places the organism in Eukaryota, Viridiplantae, Streptophyta, Magnoliopsida, Brassicales, Brassicaceae.
GAAGUGAGACUAAAUUUACAGAUCUAAUAUAUUUGGUUGUGUAUAGGCAGAAGAAGAGAAAAUGAGAAGACACCUCGUGCUAGCCAAACCUUUUUCCCUGGAAGAUGAGAAAGAUUCUGAGCACACAGCUUCGAAUGUCAUCCGCAAGAUCCUCAGCCUCAUUAAGACCGUACGCCCAGGGUCUGAUCUCACCAAUUUUCAGCUGCCACCUCAGCUGAACCUACCAAGAUCACAACUCCAAAGUUACGGCGAGAUGGUCUACAGCUUCAGCGGUAAGGACCUGCUUGGGGAAUGCAGCCGUCGCGAUCUUCCCAUUGAACGGCUCAAAUCGGUGGUGACAUGGAACAUCUCCACACUCCGUCCGGUGGUUGUUGGCAUGUCUCCGUACAACCCUGUUCUCGGCGAGACUCACCAUGUCUCCAACGGUCACAUCAACGUCUUGACCGAACAAGUAGUGCAUCAUCCACCGGUGUCCGCACUUCAUGCGACUCACGAGAAGGAAAAGAUUGACGUGACAUGGUGUCAAUAUUUCACUCCUAAAUAUCGUGGUACUUACGUGGAUGUUGAGGUAAAAGGUAAAAGAAUUAUGAAGCUGCUGAGUCGAAAAGAGACUUAUGAGAUGGACCAGCCGAGACUAAUAAUGAGAUUCUUACCGGCGCCGGGAGCUCACUGGGCCGGAAAAGUUAAGAUAAAGUGUCCGGAGACUGAUCUCGAAGCUGAGUUACAUUUGAUUUCCGAUUCCUUCAUCGAAAGGUUCAGAGGCAACAACAAUAGAUCAAUCAAGGGAAAGAUCUUUCAAUCUUCAUCUGGUGAUAAGCUCUACGACAUCUUUGGCCAUUGGGACAGAACAGUCAUGGCAAAAAAUUUGAAGACUGGUAAGCUCGAAGUUAUAUACAAUGCCGAAGAGAAUAUCACAGGACUCAAACCUCCAAUAGUCAAAAAUCUGAAGGAGACUGGUAAGCUCGAAGUUAUAUACAAUGCCGAAGAGAAUAUCACAGGACUCAAACCUCCAAUAGUCAAAAAUCUGAAGGAGGUAAUGGAGACCGAGUCGGGGAUUACAUGGAGUGAAGUAAGUGAAGGAAUACUGAAGAAAGAAUGGGAAAGCGCAAGAGAAGCUAAGAGAGCUGUGGAGGAGAAGCAGAGAGAGUCUCUGAAACAGAGAGAAGCUUCUGGUGAGUCAUGGAUUCCCAAACAUUUCUCAGUGAUCAAAAAGGGUAAAGACUGGGAUUGCUCACCACUACAGCCCACGGUUCCUCGGGCUCCACUCGUCAUCACAAAGGCACAAGAAUUCAAGAAUUCAAAACUUUGUGUUGAUGAUAGCUAAAGUUAUUACAAUUCCA